Molecule: messenger RNA, 2829 nt
Organism: Chelmon rostratus (copperband butterflyfish)
Lineage: Eukaryota; Metazoa; Chordata; Actinopteri; Chaetodontiformes; Chaetodontidae
Gene: ncaldb
Product: neurocalcin delta b
Exons: 4
Coding region: 232-810 (192 amino acids)
Biological process (GO): calcium-mediated signaling
Cellular component (GO): cytosol
Molecular function (GO): actin binding; calcium ion binding; tubulin binding
Source: RefSeq, a predicted model, not a curated record
GAAACGGCUUGGCAGAGUUUGGACCGAGAGCAGCCGGGAAACUCCAGCUCCUGUGUGGCUCCUGCAACCUGUUGCUCCCCUGUUGUUGUCUCUGAAACUUUUACCGUUCGCACCGGUGACGCGAGGUAAUGGACUAUUAGAGAGACUUUUAACAGGACCUCCACAGCAACUUUAAAAGCGAGCAGUCGAAGUCACCUCACAUCACCCACAGCCUCAACAGAAGCAGCCACCAUGGGCAAACAGAACAGCAAGCUCCGUCCCGACGUCAUGCAGGACCUGAUGGAGAACACGGACUUCACCGAGCACGAGAUCACCGAGUGGUACAAGGGCUUCUUGCGGGACUGCCCCAGCGGCGCACUCUCCAUGGAGGAGUUCAAGAAGAUCUACGCCAACUUCUUCCCUUACGGAGACGCCUCCAAGUUCGCCGAGCACGUCUUCCGCACGUUUGACGCCAAUGGAGAUGGGACUAUAGACUUCAGGGAGUUCAUCAUUGCCCUGAGUGUGACCUCGCGUGGCCGACUGGACCAGAAACUGAAGUGGGCGUUCAGUAUGUACGACCUGGACGGGAACGGGUACAUCAGCAAGGCAGAGAUGCUGGAGAUUGUAACGGCUAUUUACAAGAUGGUUUCCUCUGUGAUGAAGAUGCCUGAGGAUGAGUCCACACCUGAGAAACGCACAGACAAGAUCUUCAGGCAGAUGGACACGAAUCGAGAUGGUAAACUGUCCCUUGAGGAGUUCGUUGAGGGGGCGAAGAGCGACCCCUCCAUCGUCCGGCUGCUGCAGUGCGAUCCCAGCAGUGCUGGGCAGUAGAAAACUGGACUUUUCCCAUCACAGGUUGAUUAAUGUAACACAUUUUAAAAAAAUCUCUCCCAGCUGACCCACUCGAGAUUGUUGACAUUCGAUCACUUGAGCUAUAGAGGCACAUGCACACAAACACACACACACACACACACACACACACAUAUAGCCAGCAUGCAACUAUACAUACUACAAAUACCGAAGCAUGAUGCAUAUAUAAUCUUUCAGGCGCUCACAUGCACAACUGUACAUGUGCCUCUAUGCUGCUGAAAAGCUCUAGACAACAUGGGUCUCAUUACAGUACAAAUAUAACCCAAAGGACUGAAAUCCCAUCAAAGACUCGUUAAACACUGAAUCAAAGCUGUGCUAUCUCUGUCGGAGACGCCGGCCAGCGAGGAUAAUCCAUCAGAUUCGUGAGGUACAUUGAGCCGAAUCCAAGCUCGCUGUUUCUUUUUAUUCUUUUAUUAUUUUUAAAAGCAUUGUUCCUUACGUAAAGGAAAUCAUGUUCAUUGUGUUGGCUUUAACUGACUCGGGUUGUUUUGUGACGACGGACAGAAAGUAUUGCAGUCUAACUCCGUGUUAACACUGGAUGAAAUGAAGUAUGUGAGGACUACAAAUGUUCACAUCUUACAGUAUGGAUUAUGCAGACAGAUCUGGAAAAUGUAGUUUUAGAAAGAAUUUUUUUAAUGUAUAUUUUGGAGGAAUGUUACAUCAAACCAAAACUGACUCAGAUUUCUAAAUGAAGGGGAAUAUUUUGACGACAGAUCACAACCAUGUGUUCUUUUGAAAGUGACUUUUUAUGCCAAGUUCUGUGUCCACACUCACGCAAAUCAACACACUUCACAUUAACAUUUUACUGACUAAUACACGAACUUGACAUAUGCAUAUAAAAACUGAGCUGUGAUUCUUUUUCUUCAACUAUGGUUCAUCAAGUGUAUCAGCAAAAAAAGAAAGUUAGAUGUUACAUGAAUAUAUAGUAUGUGCUUAUAUAUUCUUUUACUCUGUGAUAACAUUGUGGCGAUUUGCUGCAAUGGAAGAAAUUUACUUUAAAAUUUUGAUGUAUAAAUUAUUGAAAUGUGAUGAUUGAUGACAUUUUAUUUUCUUUUACUUGACGAAUAUGAUAUGAAAGAAAGUUGUACAGUAUAAUUCCCUCAUAUUUAUGAUAGAGAAUUAAAAAGGAGAGGACCACACAUAUUGCUAUCCAUUCAGCUGUGCAUAUCCACUGCUACGUCGAGAGCCCCCCUCAGUGCUAACAUCAUAUUUCCCAGGAAGCCAGUAAACAUUUGGCAGUCAUUAAAUUUUUCUCGAACUGUGCGUAGAUGGAGUGUAAACAGUCCUUGACUGGUGUACCCAUCAUUAAAGUGCAGCAGUAACAUCUGCAAAUCUCGUUUUGUGCAAAUGGGACUUUAUAUCUCUUGAAUGUGCACAUUUUGUUCCUCAUCAGCACCAAAUUUAUUUCAGAGUCAACUGUAAUAGUAAGGCAGUUUGAGUCCUACUGUGACGAUGGAGAUUACUGGUAUAUUUAUGACUAUGACACACAGCAACAAACAUUUAACAGAACAAAGCACUGGCGUUGGCAGCGAGUAACAGCAGCAUCCACCAAACCCCACUGUGUUUUUGCAGAAUUUACUGAAAGCUCUCGAAUGCUUCCUUUCUGCUCAAUUUACAUCUGCCUCUCCCUACUGGUCUGAAAACCAUCAUGAGAUACAGUUUCUUCACAGACAGAUAAAUGGUGACUUUGGAGACAUAAACAGUCAUGAUGAAUUCACUGGGCUUAUGCACAUUUCAAGUAGGUGAUCAGGUACUUCAGUCCCACAUUUCACCUUGAUAGCAUCUUGUGGUCAAGUGCCAAAUGUAGAUGAAUUAAAUACAAGAAAAAACACAGUAUUGUAUCCAUUUAUACUGUACAGUUGUUACCUGACGAACAAAAAAACUUUGUCACUGUAUCAUUUUGUAGAUUUUGUAUUGUUAACUUGCAUUAUGUGUUCUGUGUAGGAUGUCCAUUUUGUUAUUCAAUAAAGACAAAAUGGG